Messenger RNA from Podarcis muralis (Common wall lizard), 2672 nucleotides. RefSeq names its product beta-Ala-His dipeptidase-like. Lineage: Eukaryota; Metazoa; Chordata; Lepidosauria; Squamata; Lacertidae. Gene Ontology annotation, cellular component: cytosol. Gene Ontology annotation, biological process: proteolysis. Gene Ontology annotation, molecular function: dipeptidase activity. The record is from RefSeq and is a predicted model, not a curated record.
AACCUGCAGGCGUCUGCCUUGCAUUUUCCCUCUUACAGCAUCCCACACCCACUUCCCAAUGGAGAAACCUACCAAGGGCCUCUCAAACCUUCAGUGAAGGAGACGCAGAUAACUGAUAAAAAUGGGACAUGGCUCUCUGAGAACUAAUCUUUCUCCUCGCAGAUUUCAGUAACAAAUCAGAAUGGGAAUAAUUUGGGCAGUGGGUUGUGGGCAGUCAAACGGCCAGUAAUUUUGUGACUGCUUUAUUAACUGGGUCUAUUUAGGUGGCCAUGUGGCCUACUUUGCAGAUGACAGUUCUCUAGUUGAAGGGCCCAAAUCCAGCUGGAAGAUAGAGAUCCCUUGGAAGGAAGAGCAGCAGCCUUGAAGUUGCCCAUUAGCAGUUCACUCCUCAAGAGAAGACUGAGCAGGCACCCAGCAAAUACUUAUCUUCUGGGCAUAUUGGACUCCUCAUCACUUCUUCCAGAAGCAACUUGGACCCACAACUGUGCGACACUGAAACAUUGGAUGGCCAUGCCCUACAGUGGCACUGUACUGGACAGCUCUCAUUCUCCGUACUGUAUUAACUUUUACAAUCCUUAAAUUUCUCUUGAUGCCCACAAUAUACUUAAUUAUUUUCCAACACUGUGGGCAUUGAUGGAUCGGCUUGUGUUUACUGCACAGUAACUGUAACUUCCUGGAAAAAACGCAUCAACCAGACAGUUAACAAAUUAGCAAACUGUUUGCUCAGGCUAAAUAAACAGUGGGAGCCUAGAUAAAAUUGGUGGUGCGGAAUGACUUGUAAAGCAAAAGCUUACUGGAUUUUGAAAUAAGAGGACAUCUCACAGCCUCUGCUUACUGACUCUAUUGGCAAAGAAGACAAGAAGAAUAAAUUCUGCCACUACUUGUCUCCACUGCCAUGAUAUCCCUUGUAUUUCUUCUUGCUUUCACAACUAUCACCGGUGAAGCAUCACUUGCCCCUGCAGAUCAAAUAUUUCAGUACAUUGAUGCACAUCAACAUGAAUAUGUACAGAGACUCAGAGAAUGGGUGGCCAUUGAAAGUGACUCCAGUAACCUUCUGAAGAGGCAAGAUCUGAUUGAAAUGAUACAUUUAGCAGAAGAGAGGAUAAAAUAUUUAGGAGGAACUGUUGAGUUGGCGGAACUGGGUGUACAAGAGCUGCAUAAUGGAACUACACCUCGUUUGCCACCAGUCAUUCUGGCAGAACUUAAAAAGGACCCUAAAAAACAUACAGUUUGUUUUUAUGGACAUCUGGAUGUGCAGCCAGCCAGAUUAGAGGAUGGAUGGGCAUCAGAGCCAUACAAUUUGACAGAAAAAGAUGGUAGUCUGUAUGGACGUGGAACCUCGGACGACAAAGGGCAAAUUCUGGCUGUACUGAAUGCAGUAGAAGCACUUCAACAAUAUGAACUUCCUGUGAAUGUAAAGUUUCUCCUUGAAGCCAUGGAAGAAGUAGGAUCCCCUGGACUAUUGAAACUGGUUGAGGAGAGAAACAGUACGUUUUUUUCAGAUGUCGAUUACAUUGUGAUCACUGAUUCCUCAUGGAUUAGCAACAAACCAAGUAUUACAUAUGGAACAAGGGGAAACAGCUACUUCUUAAUUGAGGUUGAAUGUGCUAAAAAAGACUUGCAUUCAGGGACCUUCGGAGGUAUAGUUCCUGAAGCAACCAGUGACUUAAUAUAUCUGUUGAGUACCCUUGUCGAUUCUUCUGGUCAUAUACUGAUACCUGGGAUUUAUGAUGCAGUUGCUCCUCUUACGGAAAAAGAAAAGAAACUCUAUGAAAAAAUUGAAUGGGAUUUCAAGAAGCUGAAGGACACAUUUGGCAUAAGAAACUUCACAUAUAGCACUAAAGAAGAAUUAUUAAUGCGGAAGUCGCGCUAUCCAUCUUUGUCCAUCCAUGGAAUUGAAGGAGCUUUCUCUGCACCUGGAACUAAGACUGUAAUCCCUGCAAGAGUAAUUGGGAAAUUUUCAAUACGCCUGGUUCCCCAUAUGGAUCGCUCUGUAGUAAAAAAACAGGUAAUGGAUCAUUUGAACAAGAAAUUUGCUGAACGGAACAGCCCUAAUCAUAUGGAAAUAACCAAUGUGCAAGCAUCAAAGCCGUGGCUUUCUGAUACAGAUGAACCUCUGUAUUUGGCUGGAAGAAAGGCAAUAGAGAAAGUAUUCCACACUGAGGCUGACUUGACCCGAAUAGGUGGAACAAUUCCAAUUGUUUCACAUUUCCAAGACGUAACUGGAAAGAGUAUAAUGCUUCUAGGAAUAGGAGGACCAGAUGAUGCCCCUCAUGGUCAAAAUGAAAAGAUCAACAGGUACAACUUCAUUGAGGGAACCAAACUAUAUGCAGCCUUCCUUCAAGAACUUGCUUCUACCUAGAGAAGAUGGGAUGAUGAUAAAAACCCUCUAAAGCACAGCUGCAUACUUUCUUUUUUGAAAUGUUCUUAAAGGAACACAUAUGCACAAAUAUAUUUAGUAAUGUAAACGUGAUAAAAUCAAUAAAUACUUGUGUGGAAAAAAGAGAAGAUCCCCCCUGCAAUAAAAUGAUAUUUUAUUUUCUUUUUACAUUUGGAGGUCCCAUUCCUCCUUUCUUUAUGUGCCUGUACAGAACUUCAUUGCUUCCUUAAGAACUCUGGACUCUCAGAAAGGAAAAAGAAUAAAUAUUGCCACCUGGGUUUUCUAAAUUUAA